This is a messenger RNA of Thermothelomyces thermophilus ATCC 42464, 4446 nucleotides long. RefSeq lists its product as uncharacterized. The record is from RefSeq and is a predicted model, not a curated record. The transcript is spliced from 5 exons. Gene Ontology annotation, biological process: rescue of stalled cytosolic ribosome; ribosome-associated ubiquitin-dependent protein catabolic process. Lineage: Eukaryota; Fungi; Ascomycota; Sordariomycetes; Sordariales; Chaetomiaceae. Gene Ontology annotation, cellular component: cytosol; RQC complex. Gene Ontology annotation, molecular function: ubiquitin protein ligase activity; ribosomal large subunit binding; zinc ion binding. Bases 1 to 4446 code for a protein of 1481 amino acids.
AUGUUCACGGGAAGCAAGGUGGCCCAUGGGGGCGGAUUUGGCGGCUUCCGCAGCUCGUCGACAUCACUUUCCUACCUCGCCCCGCCUCCUGAUUUCACUGGGAUCCCCCAUGAGGUCGUGGUUGCCUACAAGAACCUCACCAAAAAGGACAGUACAACAAAAGAGAAGGCAUUACAGGACAUACUUGGCUACGUACAAACCCUUGGCGCUGAGGGUCGGAUCGAGCUAUACCCUCGACUAUCCGUCGACGACUCCGCCCGCGUCCGAGAGCUCUCGCACCAGCUGCUCUUCCAUCUUCUCAACUUGGCAAAGAAACGCAUGGCGAAGAAGCUGCCCGCCUUUGUCGGACCAUGGCUAGCCGGAGCCUUUGACCGAGACAAGCGCGUGCUGAAAGCCGCUGCCGAUGCGCUUGCCGCGUUUCUACAAACAAAAGAGAAGGAGGAAGCAUUCUGGAAGGCGGUUCAGGGCCGAGCCCUCGAGUUUGCGACGGAGGCGAUCAAAGAAACUCCAGAUACUCUGAGCGAUGAGAGGGCAACCACGAAACAGGACUCGGACGCGAAAUACUACCGCGUUGUCGGUGCCAGCCUAAACCUGGCCCUGAACUUGAUGCGGAAAGGUGAUGUUGGUGUACUCAAAGACGGAUUGGCUGGCUAUUUGGAGGUGGACGCACUGUGGACAAUGUCAACAGCCGACGAUGCAUUUGUGCGGAGAGCUUUUUAUCAGUUCCUGGACACACUUCUGACCAUCAGGCCUGACAUCUUGGAGCCGCGGCUACAGCAUUCAGCAACCGACCUCCUGAAGGUCCUGAUCUCCUUGACAAAGCGCUUCCCGCAGGUCUGGGGCACUCAGAAGCACCCGCUGCAGCGACUGCAGCAGUUCGUCGCUCAGGGUUCUCAGGGCGGAGCAGAAGAGUACUGGCAAUCCUUGGAUCAGCUCCUCCAGGUCCUCCCCAAGAAAACGCCCUCUCCCGAGGUGGUAUCGACCUUCCUCGGCUUCAUGCGCAAAGGGAUUGCGGAGAGGCUCGAAACCCGUACGAGUCGGUACAGGGCCUUUCAGACUUAUGCGCGCGUGUUCGAGGUCUUUCUUCACGACUUGCCUCUCACCACAAGUCUCCUCGAAGAGAACCUCUCCAGCGUCAGUCGACAAUACCUCCACCCCACAUCCGAAUCGUCGCUGCCGUCACCGCCACGACCCGAGCCUCUCGCCGAUGCUUGGAUGAUUGUAUCAAGGCACUCGGAUGACGAAACGUGUGGAGCGGUGAAGGAGGAGUGGCACAAGUUGGGAACUGCGUUCCUCUCUCGCAUGUCCAACUCGCUGCCCGAGGUUUCCGCGGGGUACCAGAACUCCCAAACAUCCAUUGCUUCGGAGGGAGAGCGGUGGUUUGCACUCGCAGCCAACGUACUUUCUCGGGAGGGUGGCGAGCACACGUCGCUCUUCAGUGUCAUCGCGGAAACGUCGACUAAUGUUUUGCGUGGGGCUCUGGACCUCUUGACCAGGCGAAACUUCAAGCCCUUCGGGGCUGCCGCUGUCAUCCAGUCGGCAUUCAGACACUGCCCUCGUCUCUGCGCCGAAAGCAACCUCCUAGCGUCUCUCUACCCAGCCGACCAAGCCGAAAUUUACGGCACCGUCGUUGCGUCCCCGUCGCUGCCCUACUUAGUCUCGGGCCUGAACACGCUUUCAGAGGGGUCACACGGCCAAUUUGAGAAGGUUUGGGUUUCACUUGUCGAGGCAGCCCUUCGCCUUCCCGAUCGCCCAUCCACAAUAUCAGCUAUUAGGGUGUUGAUUGGGAUUCCGUCUGUUGCCACAUAUUCCCAGAGCCUUACUGGCCUUCAGAGUUUCUCCGUCUCGGCUUGGAAAGAGUAUGCAGAUGGCGGAAGCCAAGCGGGAUUGCAGGAUCUAUGCGAGGCCACAUUAUCUUACGACACCCUGGCGGAGGAGUCACUGGACGCCGUGGUAGCCGGCGUCAUAUCCAGUCUUGAAGCCCCAGAGACGGCAGGUCCCGCUCUUGUUGCCCUCGAGUUGGUCCUGAAGAAGAAGCCGGAGCUCUUGUCAUCCAAGGACGAUCUCCACGUGCGGCUUGUUACCAUUCUUCUCGCUCUUACUGAGCUCUCCGAGCCCCGAUUGUCCGAGAAGGCAAAAACAUUAAGACAACUCCUCGGAGCGCCACCAUCUGGGCAGAACCCCGUCACCAGAAUCUUGGAGCAGCACCUUAGCGAUGCUAACCCGUCCUCUCUCGAAGUUGAUACUUUGGUCCAACAGGCGUUGUCAGCCCUGAACUCAGGCUCUGUGCCCGCCGACGACAUCUUUCCCAGCUCGACUGUCUGGAUGAAAGAGCUCUCUCCCUUUCUCAGGCGGCCUCCGCCUCCAUCAUUGUCAUUGACAAGCAGCAUGGGUGGUGCAUACUUUCUGGUCCAGGGAGAUCCAAACGCAAAACCUCCGAGACCGCGCCGGGAUAGCAGCGGGCGUUCGGUUCCCGCCAGGAUGGCUCUGUUCACAGCCAAGCUCCUCUCGUCUGGCGUCGCCUUGUCCUCGUUACCGCCCGAGUUCCAGCUGGAACUUGUUUUCCUGCUCUGUCUCACGGAAGCCAUUUACGAAGAUCAACUGUCCGCAGCUCAGACUGAAGGCUUGUGGGCUCAAGGCUCUGAGAGCGAGCCGGACGCCCGAGAGUUUCUGGAUCUGAACUCUGCAGCUGUUCGAGCUGUCCUUCAAGUUUGUGGGGAUUGGAAAGACUGGGACAUGUCAGGAAACUCGCUCGUAGAGCGUCUGAUCAACUUCAUGCUCCACGAGGCUGUCGGCCUGAGCGCUGCUGCGUUCUACGCCGCGAAAUCUCUGAGUUCCCUCUUCCAGCUCCUGGUACAGACCCACGGUGGGCCGCCUGCAAAUCUCGAGAGCUGGUUGCUCAAGUUGGGAAUCAUGAAAGCGGCCCCUAAUACGAGCUUGGCCACGGCUGCCUUCCUUACAGGCUUUGGAGAAGCGCUUGCUUCUUCCAAAGUCACCGCAAAUUUCUGUGCUCGUCUCAUCAGCGAGCUACCGGGAUUUGAUGGCGUCUCUGACCGAUUUCCCCGGGCCCUACCAUCCUUGGCUUUGCUCAAUCUCUGCAUGGACGUCUACGAGACCGGGGCGGUUCCAAUCGAAACGCGCAAACAAGUUCUCGCCCUCCAGCAGCUGACACGGUGGACGGGUGCUCCAGAGGAACUUGGUUACCAGGCGGCCGCCGAAACCUGCAAGGCCAUUUCUCGUCUUCUUCCGGGAACUAAGGAUACGUACGGGCAAUACUGGGAGCAGGCGAUCGAGUACUGCCUCUGGCUGUGGAACAAAGCCGCCAAGGACAAGCAUGAGGAGCGGCUGUCAUAUAUACACGCGUCUUUGAAGUUGAUGCAGGCACUCCACGCUGUCGAUGAGCCGAAUGACGACCUCGAGGAAGCCCUGGCGAGCCACCGGGAUGCUGAGACUUCAGCGCUCAUUGCUCUCCUGGCCGCUAAUCUUCCGGAUGAGUUGCUGUCCCUGCUUCUCAACGCCCCGAACCCCGAAGACUACACCGACGAGGACUUGGCUCAGUUCCCUGUCGCGAUACGCUCGUACCUCCUCGCCUGGCACCUCGUGUUCGACGCCUACAGCAAGGCCUCCUUUAGGGUCCGCAAUGACUACACGGAAAACCUCAAGAGCGGCAAGCAUCUCGACCCCUUGCUCCGCUUCCUGGCCGAUGUGCUCGGCCACGCUCUUGGUCGGGCGCUUGAUCUUGACAAGGAAGGGUUCACGGCGGAGCAUAUCCGCUCUUACAGCAUCGACCUCGCCGACUCAGAGCCGGCAGAGCGGGACAUGAACUGGCUUCUGAUCCACCUCUUUUACCUGAUCCUCAAGUACAUCCCCGGGUUGUUCAAGAUGUGGUAUCUGGAUUGCGCUUCAAAGCAGACCAAGAACGCGAUCCAGUCGUGGAUGGAGCGGUUCUUCUCGCCCCUCAUCAUUUCGGACGCCCUAGACGAGGUGGUCGAAUGGUCAUCCUCGCAGGAGGCCGGAGAUGGGGACACUGAGGAGAUCAUUGUCAAGGUCAGCAAGACAUCGCGAGAGAUUACCGCGGGAUACCCGGUGGACGACGAUGCAGCCACUAUCUCCCUACGCGUGCCGACAUCGUACCCGCUAGAUCCCGUUGACGUGGUUAGCGUGAAGAGGGUUGCCAACUGCAGCCUCGUUGACGGCCUGAUGGCUUUCCGUCGCAACAUCUCGCUCGCGCUCAAGGGCCAGGAGGAGUGUGCCAUUUGUUACUCGAUUAUCGCCCAGGAUAAGACGAUCCCGGACAAGAAAUGCGGUACAUGCAACCACUUCUUCCACAAGGUGUGCCUGUAUAAGUGGUUCCAGAACAGCGGCAGGAAUACUUGCCCGUUGUGUCGGAACGGGAUUGACUAUCUGGGUUCGGAUACCAAGAGGAGUCGGCCGGAGCAUGAGUAG